AUGUCCUUGUCUGAAAAAAAGACAUGGUUAUGUUUACGACUUAAUACUUUAUCGUGUUCAUUAUCGGAAGAAUGUAUUAUUUUCAAUGUAACAUGUUAUUCAAAUGGUUACAUUAUUUUUCAUGGUAUUAAUAAUACAGCAUAUCUAGGUAAGAAAACAUUUCAACUUGAAAAAAAUCGAAUGAUUGCUUUAAAUGAAUUUAUUCAAACACAUGCAUUUAUAUCGGAUUUUCAAUCAAUAAAAAUUUUAUUACGUAUUGAAUUAUUUCAUCAUAAUAAUAAUGAAAUAUAUUUUUGGAGAAAUGAUACAAUUAGUUAUACUCUGUUAAUAUCACUUUUAAAUAUUAAUACAUUAUCAUCAUACAAACAUUGGUCAAUAUUACUACGUACUGCUCAUAUUUUAUCAAAUAUUCAACAAAGAAACAAACCUAAACAUUUCAUUGAUAUAAAUUCAAAAUUAAUACAAACAAGACAAAAAUUUCAACAAUCUUUAAAAUAUCAAAAUUCUAUUAGAUCUAUUCGAACAAAACGAAUGAUUAUACCAAUAGCAAAAAUUUCAUAUAGUACAGAUGAUAAUAAUGAUAUUUUUCCAUAUAAUAUAGAAUUUAUUAUGCCAUCAAUUCAAAAAUUAAGAUUAAUAACAGAAAAAUUCAAUGAUGAUAUUUGUUUUUCUUCUAAGGUAAUUGAGUCACAAUUUGAUUUAAUCGAUGCUUGUCUAUCGACGAAUGAUAUUAUUGGAGAUAAUCAAUUUUAUACAUUACGAAAUCUAUUUAACUGGUUUUCAAAUCAAACUAAAUGGUCUAAUGCAUUGAUCAAUUUACAAGAAACAACAACAUUCGAAUCAAUAUCAUAUACAACUACGACAAGUACUAGUGUUACUGAACAAACGACAUUGAGUCACGAUGAAAUAUUAGCGGAAAAUGCUGUUAACAAUGUUGUCAAUAAUCGUAGCGAACUCAUUGGACUAAAUGAUUCACGUAUCACUACGGCACAAGCAUUGGUAGAUAAUCUUCCAUUGAGUUCUCCUAUCAAAGCGACACUUCAACAGAAACUGAACAAUAUUAAAGCUUCACUCACUCAAACAACUGUUUCAUUCAAUGUCACCUCAGAGUCAGCUACAACAAUCAGUUCAGCUAAUACAACGUUCCGUACGACACUUGGUCUGUCUAAUGAAACAUUACAAACAACAGUUACUGCAUCUAGCGAAACAUUCUAUUCAACACCUAUCAGGUCGAACGAAACAGUACAAGCAACAGUCAGCGCAGCUGAUACGACGCUUGUUACAACACUUACUACACCCCAUGGAACCUUACACACAUUGGUUAGUACAUCUGUACAGACAACAAUCAGUGCAGCUAAUACAACGUUCUUUACAACAGUCAGUACAUCUAAUCGAACCUUACAAGCAACAGUUAGUACAUCUGGUGAAAUGUUCCAUUCAACAAUUAGUGCAUCCAAUGAAACAGUUCAAACAACAGUCAGGGCAGCUGAUACGACACAUUCUACAACAGUUAGUACAUUGGGUGAAACGUUCCAUUCAACAUUCGGUGGAUCAAAUGAAACAGUACAGACAACAGUCAGCGCACCUAAUACGACGCUCCUCACAACCGUAGGCCCAUCCAAUGGAACACUAGGUACAACGACUGGUAAUUAUAUACGUAGAUAUACGGAUUUAUUUAAUAUUGCUAGCCUCGGCUAUUGA
Molecule: messenger RNA, 1701 nt
Organism: Rotaria sp. Silwood1
Lineage: Eukaryota; Metazoa; Rotifera; Eurotatoria; Philodinida; Philodinidae
Source: the annotation of a GenBank genome assembly